Oncorhynchus gorbuscha (pink salmon) is the source of this 3053-nucleotide messenger RNA. Its product is annotated as semaphorin-5B-like. NCBI's taxonomy places the organism in Eukaryota, Metazoa, Chordata, Actinopteri, Salmoniformes, Salmonidae. The transcript has 5 exons. The record is from RefSeq and is a predicted model, not a curated record. The annotation marks the transcript as partial.
AGUUUGGUGUGUGUGUGUGUGUGUCCAGUGAAAGGAACCUGGUCGUGCUGGGCGUCUUGGUCUCACUGCUCUGCCAUCUGUGGAGGUGGGCACUACCAGCGUACCCGUACCUGUAGCAACCCUGCCCCCGCCAACGGAGGUGACAUCUGCAUCGGCCUGCACACUGAAGAGGCCCUGUGCAACACACACACCUGUGAAGGUGGCCGGCUGCCGUGGUCAGAGUGGGGGGAGUGUGACGAGGAGGGGCUGCAGCAUCGCAGCAGAGAGUGUGGGGAACGGGAGGCAGACCCCAGCCUGUGUCAGGGCAAUGCCACUGCGAGCAGGCCCUGCCAGCCCCCCGAGGUGCAAGUCGUUCUGCCUGGACAGGAUAACGAUCAGCGCUGUGGGGCAGCCUUCUCUCUGUUCCACCUGAUGGCCACGGGAGCGUUGUGUUUCUUUGCAGCGGUGGGGCUGUCGGUCCUGGUCUACGCCUACUGCCAACGACUCCACAAGCCCUCCCAGGAGUCAGCCGUCAUCCACCCCACCACGCCCAACCACCUCAGCUAUAAGGGCAACACGACGCCAAAGAACGAGAAGUACACCCCCAUGGAGUUCAAGACGCUGAACAAGAACAACCUUCUCCCGGACGAGAGCUGCAACUUCUUCCCCUCGUCCCUCUCGUCCCUCUCGCCCCUCCCCUCCCUCCCCCAGAAUAACGUUUACACCACCACCUACUACCCAGCACCCCUGGGCAAAUACGACCACCCCUUCCACCCCGACUCACCUUGCAGGAACUAUAUGCACCACAGUUGAGACAGGACCCCCCCCCCUCCAACUCUCUUCUCUAUGGGAAGUUGGAAACACUCCUGCACCCCAGACCCUUCCCCGUUUCCUCUCCUCUCCUCUAUUGAGUGUGUACUUUGCUACAGUGAGGGGAGCUGUGUUAACGACCGGGCAGACCCUUGAACUGGGUGUGUCCUCUCAAGGGGAGAACCAUGCACGUUCUUCUCCAUCACCAGUGCGGAGGUUGAACUGUCCCUGUCAACCAACAGGAGAAUCAUUUCGUAUCAUUGUGACUGUUCAGUUGAUAUGACUGUUUUAUGACGUUGUUUUUCUACUCUACUGUGCAGUACAGCAACUCAUCUCAAGACGAGGAAGUAGACUGGACCAUGUGGAAUGCUGGGAGUUGGAGUCUUAUGAGGGAGCUGGGCUGUAGCAGCCUUAUGGUUCAGUAUGGAGAUUCACUACUUGUGGAAUCUGUUCUAAAACAACACUGUUAAAAGUCUCCUGUAAAACCCUACGGUGUCAGAUCAUGUAUAUCACAAAAACCUACAGACGUUACAUUUGAUCUGAGGAGAAUAUAAGACAUUGUGGUUUGUAUUCGAUAUAGACGUUCCCAAAGGAUACCGUACUGGAAUAUGCUGACCAAGACACCUCCCAGCUCUAAAAACCGGCUUUAUGAUGGUGAAAGUGCAGAACUCAAUGACACUGACAGUAUGGGCACGUUUGUCAUGCUUCUGCUCACCAACUUGUUUCUCCUGUCUGUUUGUCUGUUUGUCUGUUUGGACACGCUGCAUCAGAUUAGCCUCAUGGUCAGGUGCUCCCGCAGUGUGGACUAACAGAGAGGGGAAGGGAGUGAGGGGCUGGUACUGCUUUCAUCUGAGCAGCCCAAGGACUCCUUAGCCACAUCCCAAAUGGCACCCUAUUCCCUAUAUAGUGCACUACUUUUGAUUGGAGCCCAAUUGGCCCUGGUUGAAAGGAGUGCACUAUGUAGGGAAUAGGGAGCCAAAUGGGACGUGGCCAUGGCCUCUGAAAGGGUUUAUAAUCCUGUAACUACCUGCACCGACACCCAAAAAUGACAAUGGCGGCGAUUCAGAGUCGAUGUAAAAGGAGCAAUUUUGAGAAAAAACAUGUAUUUUGAACAACCCAGAUACUCAGCUAAGGCUCAGCGAUCCUGUCUCACCACCCUCAUCCCUUCAAAUGGAUAGCUGUCUCACCACCCUCAUCCCUUCAAAUGGAUAGCUGUCUCACCACCCUCAUCCCUUCAAAUGGAUAGCUGUCUCACCACCCUCAUCCUUUCAAAUGAUUCGUGUGUCUCACCACCCUCAUCCCUUCAAAUGGAUAGCUGUCUCACCACCCUCAUCCCUUCAAAUGGAUAGCUGUCUCACCACCCUCAUCCUUUCAAAUGAUUCGUGUGUCUCACCACCCUCAUCCCUUCAAAUGGAUCACUGUCUCACCACCCUCAUCCUUUCAAAUGAUUUGUGUGUCUCACCACCCUCAUCCCUUCAAAUGGAUAGCUGUCUCACCACCCUCAUCCUUUCAAAUGAUUCGUGUGUCUCACCACCUUCAUCCCUUCAAAUGGAUAGCUGUCUCACCACCCUCAUCCCUUCAAAUGGAUAGCUGUCUCACCACCCUCAUCCCUUCAAAUGGAUAGCUGUCUCACCACCCUCAUCCCUUCAAAUGGAUAGCUGUCUCACCACCCUCAUCCCUUCAAAUUAAUAGCUGUCUCACCACCCUCAUCCCUUCAAAUUGAUAGCUGUCUCACCACCCUCAUCCCUUCAAAUGGAUAGCUGUCUCACCACCCUCAUCCCUUCAAAUGGAUAGCUGUCUCACCACCCUCAUUCCUUCAAAUGGAUCACUGUCUCACCACCCUCAUCCCUUCAAAUGGAUCACUGUCUCACCACCCUCAUCCCUUCAAAUGGAUAGCUGUCUCACCACCCUCAUCCCUUCAAAUGGAUAACUGUCUCACCACCCUCAUCCCUUCAAAUGGAUCACUGUCUCACCACCCUCAUUCCUUCAAAUGGAUAGCUCUCACCACCCUCAUCCCUUCAAAUGGAUAGCUGUCUCAUCACCCUCAUCUGGUUAGCUGUCUCACCACCCUCAUCCCUUCAAAUGGAUAGCUGUCUCACCACCCUCAUCCCUUCAAAUUAAUAGCUGUCUCACCACCCUCAUCCCUUCAAAUUGAUAGCUGUCUCACCACCCUCAUCCCUUCAAAUGGAUAGCUGUCUCACCACCCUCAUCCCUUCAAAUGGAUAGCUGUCUCACCACCCUCAUUCCUUCAAAUGGAUCACUGU